Messenger RNA from Sporisorium graminicola, 783 nucleotides. RefSeq lists its product as uncharacterized. The coding region runs from base 1 to 783 and encodes 260 amino acids. Lineage: Eukaryota; Fungi; Basidiomycota; Ustilaginomycetes; Ustilaginales; Ustilaginaceae. The transcript has a single exon. The record is from RefSeq and is a predicted model, not a curated record.
AUGUAUAUGCGACCAGAGACAGUCGUAUCCGAGUGGAGCGCAGUGGAGGAGUUUCUGGGCGAGCAUUCGCUCGGCCUGCUGACUACGGCGAUACCUCUCGCCGGACAGGCCACAUUGCAAGCCAGUCACCUGCCGUUUCUCUUCCUGCCUCCUGGCACACCUCCGCCCGUUGCCGAGUCGGUGGGGACCACGUCGAACAACAGCGUCGACGGCACGUGGAACAGCGGUCCCGACGACACGCUCGACCUGGGCCGGCUGCAGUGCCACCUGGCGCGCUCCAACCCGCAAGCCAAAGCCCUCCUCUCUCUCUCGGCUCCCGAAGAGGUGCUCGUCGUCUUCAGCUCGCCCCUGAACCACGCCGGGUACAUCUCGCCCCAGUGGUACACCACCACCAAACCCGCCACGGCCAAAACCGUGCCCACGUGGAACUACGCUGAACUCCAGGUCUACGGCCGCAUCCUCCCCACGGACUCUGCUACCCUCGCCCAGAUCACCCGCGCCCUCAGUGACACCCAUGAACGCAAGUACGCCGACCAAACCCAAAAGGCAGAGGUCUGGAGCGUCGACGAUGCACCUGAGAGCUAUGUCAGGCUGCUCCAACGCGCGAUUGUGGGCAUGCAGAUCAAGAUCACCAAGAUCGGCCUCAAGAUGAAGAUGUCCAGGGACAAGGGAGUGGGCGAUCGCGAGGGCGUGUUGGAGGGCUUGAGGGGUGUGGGUGGGGAAGCGGGCAGGGUCGCUGAUCUCGUCGAGAGGUUGGGGCCGAUGAAGAGGGCAGCGUCUUGA